This is a messenger RNA of Pocillopora damicornis (cauliflower coral), 1692 nucleotides long. RefSeq lists its product as uncharacterized. Gene Ontology annotation, biological process: positive regulation of type II interferon-mediated signaling pathway; protein poly-ADP-ribosylation; negative regulation of gene expression. Gene Ontology annotation, cellular component: cytoplasm; nucleus. Lineage: Eukaryota; Metazoa; Cnidaria; Anthozoa; Scleractinia; Pocilloporidae. The record is from RefSeq and is a predicted model, not a curated record. Gene Ontology annotation, molecular function: transcription corepressor activity; ubiquitin-like protein ligase binding; NAD+ poly-ADP-ribosyltransferase activity.
GUAGCCUCCAGACUUAUGUUGGAAGAAGUAAUCACCUUCUGCAAAGCUCAUUCCGCAUCCUCUACGCAGGAUAUUCGAUUUGUUGUUUACCAGCAAGAUCGAGCAUUAACUGCCGCUUUCAAACAAGAGAUGGACAAAUUAAGAGUCGAGCAAAACGUACACAAGAAGUUAAAAAAGACUCCCGUGCUUAUUGAAGUGGCUCAUGGUGACCUUUUCCAGGAGAAAACAGACGCCAUUGUAAAUAUUGUCAGCAAAGACUUGGAUAUGGAUAGAGGAAUGGUGAGCAAAACGAUGGAGAUGUUGGGCGGUCAGCGGAUACAGGAUGAGUUGAAUAAGUUCCGACAGCAACCGUGUGGGUCAGCGGUGAUGACCGCUAGUGGAAAGCUACCAUCACGUCACAUUAUACACCUUAUAUCCGACUCAGCAAAUGAAAGCCACCUCCAGCAGUGCCUGGAAAGUUGUUUUCGACUUGCAGAAACACAUGGUCUUGGCUCCGUUUCCAUCCCCGCAGUUGGGACUGGUGGAUUCCAAAUGUCUACUACAGAAUCCGCUAACGUGAUAUACCGAGCUCUUAACAACUUCUGCGGUAGUUUUAACUCUGUCCACACAGUAAGGAUUAUUAUCUUUCAAGUCCAAAUGAUGCAGGCAUUUCAGCAAUUUCAGCAUAAUUCAAAGAAAGUCGUAACCCAGUGCAUCGCAUUAGAUGGUCGCUUUAAAGUCAACGUGCUUAACUGUGUAGAUAUUUGUGUCGCGGGCAAAAAGCCAAACGUCACAGAUGCUAUUGAAUUCCUGAAGAAAAGUUUCACCGGGGCUUUGACAACAGAAAAGGUGGAAAGCGACGUGGUUAGUCAACUCUCCCAUGAGAAGAUUGAGACUCUGAGAAGAAAAGCCGAUGCCCGUGACUUGAAACUUAAAGUCGGAGAUACCGCUACUCGUAUCUUAGUUCAGGGUGAAUCUACAGAAGUGAACAAGAUGGUCGUGGAGAUCAUGAAAGAGUUGGACAAGAUUAAAAAGAAAAAACAGGACCAAGAGCAAGCGCAUCUGAUAUCAAAAAGUGUGGAAUGGGGCUACGAAAUAAAAGGCAUUAAAAUGGUUUUCAAUCAGAGAUCGAACGCCAUGAUUGAAACGGCGCAUAAUAAAGGAAAGUCAGAAAUAAAGAUAUCUCUGUCAGGAGAGCAAUUCCUGAUAGAUUUGAAGAAAAAUAUUGGACGCGGACAACAGUCAGGAGAUCAGAUAACUCUGACGAGAAAGAUAAAAGGAUUUCCCCUACCAACGCACUGGACACCAAUGCCCCGACCUGAUAUGAUUGUGCACACAGAGGUGCUGUUACCAGACUCUUCUGAAUACAAAAAUGUCAAGCACAUGAUUGAUGCGACCGCUAAAGGAUUGAGUAUUCAGAAGAUUGAACGAGUGCAAAAUCCUCAUCUGUGGCAAGCUUACAUGGCGAGGAAACAGAAAAUUGAGCCGGACUGUGGAGGUAAUAGCGAACGACAACUGUUUCAUGGGACGAAUGCUAUAAACGUCAGCCAUAUAAACGCACAGGGAUUUAACCGAAGCUUCUGUGGAGUCCACGGUAAGUAUUCCAAUUUGAAAGCCUAUGGUGAUGACGUACCCUUGAGUUAACAUGCGCUAAUUAAUUAAAAAGAAUUUUCACUCGUGCAAACGCGGUAACAAUCUUACGAAAAGGCCUAU